AUGUGUACUUCUAGAAUUAUAGAGGCUAAAUACAUAGAUUAUUGCACUGAAUUCCUCAAUUUGAAGGUUAUUCCAGUUGGUCCACCAGUUCAAGAUUUGAUCACUAAUGACGCGGACAACAAGGAGCUUAUCGAUUGGCUUGGAACAAAAGACGAGAAUUCGACUGUUUAUGUCUCCUUUGGGAGUGAGUAUUUCUUGUCAAAGGAAGAUAUGGAAGAAGUAGCUUUCGCGUUGGAGUUAAGUAAUGUUAAUUUCAUAUGGAUCACAAGAUUUCCAAAAGGUGAAGAGCGAAAUCUUGAAGAUGCGUUGCCGAAAGGUUUUCUUGAAAGAAUUGGAGAAAGGGGAAGAGUUUUGGACAAAUUCACACCACAACCAAGAAUUCUAAAUCAUCCGAGUACCGGAGGAUUUAUAAGUCAUUGUGGUUGGAAUUCAGUAAUGGAAAGUAUAGAUUUCGGGGUUCCUAUAAUUGCCAUGCCUAUGCAUCUUGAACAACCAAUGAAUGCUAGGUUGAUCGUAGAAUUGGGAGUCGCGGUGGAGAUUGUAAGAGAUGAUAAUGGUAAAAUUCACAGAGAAGAAAUCGCGGAAAUUCUUAAAGGUGUCGUAACAGGGGAAACAGGACGAAAAUUGAGGGCUAAAGUGAUUGAAAUCAGCAAUAAUUUGAAAUCUAUAAGAGAUGAAGAGAUGGAUGCUGCUGCUGAAGAGCUAAUUCAACUUUGUAGGAAUAGUAAUAAGAGCAAAUAA
Molecule: messenger RNA, 741 nt
Organism: Solanum lycopersicum (tomato)
Lineage: Eukaryota; Viridiplantae; Streptophyta; Magnoliopsida; Solanales; Solanaceae
Source: RefSeq, a predicted model, not a curated record